Messenger RNA from Uloborus diversus, 1285 nucleotides. RefSeq names its product ankyrin repeat and protein kinase domain-containing protein 1-like. NCBI's taxonomy places the organism in Eukaryota, Metazoa, Arthropoda, Arachnida, Araneae, Uloboridae. The transcript is spliced from 4 exons. Gene Ontology annotation, molecular function: protein binding. The record is from RefSeq and is a predicted model, not a curated record. Gene Ontology annotation, cellular component: nucleus; cytoplasm. The coding region runs from base 2 to 1285 and encodes 427 amino acids.
CAUGCUUGUGCGGGCAACCAUUUUGUUCUGUUUGGAAGUAUCUUGUUUCUCGAACGGAAUUGACUACGAAUUCAGAGCUCCAAAGAUAUCCUCAAAAGGAAAAAGAAAAAAAUCGAGUAUUUUCACGAGAGUCAAGAAAAGAAAAACUGAAAUGAACUUCGAAAUGAACUCGGGGAGUGGCCGUGGAGCAGAUGGGGAGCUGCCAUCGAUGUCCAAGCGUCAAUCCCAAGAUGGCGAAGGACAACCUCCCAGGAGACUCCGGCCGGAGGACGGAGGUGCGUCGGAGACGGACCGGAGAGGGCGGACCGCGUUGCAUCGUGCAGCAUUGAGCGGAGACACGGAUGAGAUCAGGGCGCUGCUGGACGGAGGAUGGAACACGAGGGCGAUUGAUGCGGAUGGACAGACGCCCCUCCACCUGGCCUUGCGGUUUGAAUGGGAGGCCGCGGCAGAGCUGCUUGUGGAUGCCGAUUGCAUCACGGAUGUGGUGGAUAAUGACGGGUGGACCCCUCUACAUCGCGCUGCCGAGAGUGGGUUCGAGAAUGUCGUCCGUAUCCUGCUCGCGGGGGGUGCAGACGCAAGUGCGAAAGAGAGAAAUGAAUGCACGCCCCUCCAUAUUGCCGUGGUCUGCGGGAUGGAGGCCGCGGCAGAGGUGCUGCUGGAGGCCGCCCCCGGAUGCGACGAGCCGAACAGUGUAGGAUGCACCCCCCUGCACGGCGCUGCUAUGUCCGGUCUCGCGCGGAUGGCGGGAGCCUUGGUGUCGAGGGGUGCGCGUCUCAAGCUUAAGGAUAUAGAUGGACACUGUCCCUUGUACUGGGCCCUGUGGUGUGGAAAAGACGGUGUGGCGAGGGUGCUCCUGGCGACCUACGCGUGGAGGGGCAUCGAGAUACAUUGGGAGGAGAUGAGGCUCCCGAAGGAUGAAGAGGAGCGCUUCGUCCGGCUGCUCUCCGACUGCGAGGCCGAGAUGAGGGAGGCCCGGGUGGAGGGGUCCCGCCUCUCCCUCCGCGACAUCGCCCGCCGACCCCCCUCCCGCCUCGCCCGGCGCCUCUCCGACGAGGCGAUCCGGCGGCUCUCGGACCGGGACCUCCUGGCGCGGGACUUCCCGCUCUUCGGCGACCUCCUCCUCGUCCGGCUCGGGGAGGUCCGGGAGAGGAGGGCCCUGGAGGACCGCUUCCUGCGCUGCUUCCCCCUCCUCUGCCCGCCCCUGCCCCCCACCUGCACCGACGUCCUCCUCGCGUGCCUGGCGGACGACGACCUGAGGAACUUCGCCCGGGCCGCGGAACUCUAG